UAACUUAGUUCAUAUUCAGUGCAGGAUAAUAACAUGUCAGCGCCCUGAAAAAGUAAUGACAAGAUGCUUGGUGAUUUGGUCAAAGGAAGAGAAAAAUCAACACUUACACUGAUAGAGGAUUCUGUUGAAGAGCCAGGAAGAGGACUGCUGUCAUGUUUCCUUCUUAGUCUCUGCCAAAGGGUGGAUGAGGUCCAUGUGCUAACAUUUGAUCCAAAGUCACAGUCCAUGUUAGACGUAGUGCCAGCAGGAACAAACACUAAAAUAGUUCAUCAUAACUGCCAACAUGAUAUGCUCAACUGGAAAGAAUCAUCGGAGCUCUGCCUGGAUUCAGACCUGGCAAAGGUCAUCAAGGCAAAGGGAAACCUGAACAGGGACCGAAAGGUUGCUCUGGUUAUUGACUCUUUGAGUGCCCUCCUUCUGUUUCGACCAGUACCCUACACUUGUCAGACUCUGCACAAACUCUCAGACAGCGAUGCCAUGGGAGCUUCAGUCGAACAGGUUGUUGCACUGGUACAUCAUGAUCUCCAUGACAACAGUAGCCUCACUUUGGUGGAACACACAGUGUCAACUGUAAUUCGUACCUGGCCUACACAAUCACCUGGACAUGAGUUCUGCUGCAAUACUCUACAUAAAAAGAUCUCCGGAAAAAUAGUCAGAAUUAAAGAACAUUUCAACAUCAGUGACCAAUUUGAGAUUGAAAACAUCACCGAGCUGAAGACUGUUAUUGAUUCCACACCACAACAACCCACAAGCCAGGUUGAUCCUGCUGCAAAUUUGACCUUCAACUUGUCUUUGACCGACCAGGAGAAAAAGGCGCGGAGUCAGGUGAAGCUACCAUAUACUUAUGACCAGAAAAGGAUAGAAGCCACACUGAACAAGUCUGUCGGCGAGGGAAAGAUAUUCUACCAGCCAGACGAAGCAGACGACUUCGAUGAGGAAGAUCCCGAUGAUGAUUUGGACGUUUGAUGAUUCUACCCUUACUAAAUCUGAAUUUUACUGAACAAAAUCAGUCAAUGUGGAAUUUAAAAAAAUAAGAUCAUCACAAAAUAUGUGUAUAUCUUGACUGAAUGAUAUGAAGAUGUAAAAUUUACUUUCUUAUCUCAGUUUUUGAGACAAAAGUCAGUCUAGAGUAACAUUGUUAUGGGUACGUGGACUGUCUUAUCAGAGUGACUUAUUAAACUUCAUCUGUAAUCGUAGUUUUGCUACAAAUUUUUGCUGCAGUUUAACUUUCAACUUUUUUGUCCUCAUAAAGAGGGCGAAUUAUCACUACAAUGAAAAUAAGUUUGCAACAUGAUUUACAAAGGUAUAAAAUUUUAAGGCGAAUUAUCAGUGAAGGGAGAAAACUUGACUGAAAAAACAAUUCCAGCAAACAGUAGUUCCAGGGUGACAAGUUCCUUCUACAUGUACAAAUGUAAUUACAUAAAAUUAUGUUGUAUCGUUAAUAUCUUACUGUGUUUUCCUAUUUGCAAAGUGAAAUAUCAAACUUGCACUUUAACAUUUUUAUCCCUAUCUAUCAUACUAGGAUAUUCAUUAUGUUUUCAGUUUGUUCAUUGUCUUCCAUACUUUGAAUUUUGUUGGCAGUGGGAAAGUUUCACAGUGGGAAGCAUCUACAGUAAAUUGUCAUUUCAGCAAUGUGAUUUGAAAGCAAAAUAAAUACAUA
This is a messenger RNA of Mizuhopecten yessoensis (Yesso scallop), 1660 nucleotides long. RefSeq names its product elongator complex protein 5-like. Gene Ontology annotation, biological process: tRNA wobble uridine modification. NCBI's taxonomy places the organism in Eukaryota, Metazoa, Mollusca, Bivalvia, Pectinida, Pectinidae. Gene Ontology annotation, molecular function: tRNA binding. Gene Ontology annotation, cellular component: elongator holoenzyme complex; nucleus; cytosol. The transcript is spliced from 8 exons. The record is from RefSeq and is a predicted model, not a curated record. The coding region runs from base 64 to 966 and encodes 300 amino acids.